AUGAGGCGAAGGAGACGGCCGGGGCCGGUGAGCAGCCGCCGACUGAUGCCGGAAGCCUCUCAGAAUAUGAGGGAAACGGAGAUGGAGGAGCGGCACACUACCCUCAGUGUUCCAAAAAACCUUCUCCUGCACGUUUUUUGGAACACUGAGGGUAGUGUUUCGAUUGUUUCGUGUUCGUCCUCCAACAAGAUACGUUUCAGCAUAAGAGGUAAAUUCCGUGAGAAUAGAACUUCCAAGAUAUCUUACUUCAUAUGCCUCUUUAUCAAUCAUCUUGUUGAGGACAUUCUUGAGAUACGCAAGAAAAAUAAAAAUAAGUAUUAACCUCGUGUGGUUAGUAUCAACUUACCUUGAGAUCUCAGUGCUUAUUGACACAAGUCCCUGGAGAAUUACAAGAAAAUUACUGCAUCAUGCAGAUGUAGUUGGUGUUCACGGAAAAGUGUUGAAGAUCACCACCGUGCUGUGAUAAUGGUGCAUCAUCGUAGUGUGGAAUCACACAAAAACCAUCUAAACUUUGCUUGGUUGGCUUUGACUUAGCAUGGAAUUGUAGUACUGACCGACCCAAGUGACUAGAGAACUUCAGACAGCACUAUAUAGCGAAGAAAGCUGGUGGCAAUAUGUCAUGAACCAACAUCCUGGAUGAUAUCCGUGGAAACAAAUCGAUCCAGCUUGAAGCAGCAUUUCUAUAUCAAGGGGAUCUAAUUUUUGCCGAUAAAAUAAAAUCAGUCCCAGAACUUACUCCUAAUAAAAUCACUUCAAAAUUAAUUUAUCUUGCUUCCUAAUUAAUUCGAUUGCUUUAUGCUUUUUAGCUAUCAAAGAGAGAAUCACUCAUCAAGGGUAGUGGGGCAAACGGCUUAACUGCAUUACAGACGAAUGCUAGGUGUGUGAUUCAUACUAUUGAAGAUAAAGCAAAUGCAUUGCUUUGCCUUUCAAUUUAUACCCUGUUAUUACGUUUUUCUUUUUAACAUUUCUGCCGACUAUAUAAUGGUACAUAUGACAGUGAAAAGUUCAACGCUCAUGCUUGUCUAUUUUUUCUACCAUGCCACCAAAUUGAUCUCCAUUCAUUGUCAUUGUACUGGAGACAUAAUCACUAAUUGAGAACCCUUUCUAAGCUCUCUGACAUGUUUGGUUUCAUUGUGAACCUAUCUCCAGUAACUUUUAAUUUGUUCCAAGUUUUCAAGCUAUCUUAUAUUUUUCAGGUUCGUCAUUGAGUAGGAAUUUUGAACUCAUAAAAAAAUAGAAUCUCUGGUGUCAAAAUGAAUGAACCUUCCACCGAUUAUGAAGAUUGAGAACCCUUUUCUAAGCUCGCUGACAUGUUUGGUUUGAUUGUGAACCUAUCUCCAGUAACUUUUAAUUUGUUCCAAGUUUUCAAGCCAUCUUAUCUUUUUCAGUUUCGUCAUUAAGUAUGAAUUUUGAACUCAUAAAAAAAUAGAGAUUAUGAAAAAAUAAAAUCUCUGGUGUCAAAAUGAAUGAACCUUCCGCCGAUUAUGACGAUUUGGCGGUUGUUUUUUUUUUUCAAAUGAAUGUGUCUUAUAGUUCAUCUUGUCAGUCAUCGAACAUAACAGCGUGGCUUUUUCUCAACUGAAGUAUUAAGUCAUUUUGCAUCAGCAUCAAUGAAUGUUAUCUGACGCAUUGUUUGCUCCAGAAUAAGUUCUAGGCACUUGUGCUGUGAAUGCCUGUGCUUAUGAUUAAUAUUCAAUAGACAUUCUCAAUUGAUUUUACUUCUCUCGCAUGGUGCAACUAAAAGCGCUGAACCAGUUUUCGUUUUGUGACAGGAUUACAAAGCACCUAGAGCCCAUCCGCAAAAUAUGGCCAUUUGUACGGUGGAUCUCUGUACUUUGCCUAUCUGCUGGUGGGCAAGACUUGACACAUGACACACCCUGCUAUACUGGUCUGCCAAAUGCCUUUGCAUUUUUGGUUUCACUGCGAUUCCUCGAGUCUUUUUAUCUUAUUUUAGCUGUUUCUUGUUCCCCAAUUGGCCGUGUUUUGCAGGCUUUGCAUAGUCUUCUUGGCAUUUGAUAUAUUCUAUUUAGUUUUCUUUGUCGCUCUGGCCUGCCUCUUCGGCAUUGCUGUCAGCUGUUAUUCGCCAAGUACCGUCGCAAGUUCAUACGCUAUGCCAGAUCAGGUAAUACCACUUGCUUUCUUUAUUGUCUUGCCAUUACUUUCCAUAUUUAUUUCUAGACUACGCUGUCCUACGAUCGAGAAUACUCUCAGAUGAAUAGACACAAAAAAUAGAGAGAGAGAACGGAAAAAAUUAAAUAUACAUAUAUAUAUAUAUAUAUAUAUUAUGUCUUCAUUGGUGCGAAUUAUCCUGAGAAUCUGGCGGCCGUCUUCAGCUAGGGAGAGAAACCAGGCAGCCAUUAAUGGUUCCAGAAACCUUGGAAAGGUUUAUGGGGUCAACGGGGGAAGUCAACAGAGAACAUUGUGGACCCAGAAAGAAAAAUAAUUCGCAGGAAUAAAGUCGUUGUGAUUACAUUAUCUAUAUAUAGUCACCAUGAUUGUUCUGUCUCAUUCGAACAGGGCGGGGCGACAGAUGAAGCCAUCCGGCUGCUCCCGAGGUACAAAUUCAGAGCUCCACGCGGCGCCAGGGAGGGCCCACUCGGCGGAGUGAUGACGGAAUCUGGCGGCGGCGGAGCCCCCACCGCAGAACAUCAUCUCUCUCCGGAUCAUGCUGUAAGAAGGAAGAAAUUGCGAUCAUUGCUCUCUCCUCCAUCGUUUAAAAUCUCGCGCAUUCAUUCUUGGAAUGGAUUCUGGUGGCUCCCCGCUGGCAGGUGUGCUGCGUCUGCCGGUCCGCCUAUGAGUACGGCGCCGUGAUCCGUCGCCUCCCCUGCGGCCACCGCUUCCACGGCGCCUGCAUAGACGAGUGGCUCCAGAUGAAGGCCGCCUGCCCUCACCGCCGGAACGAGCUCGCCAGGGGAAGCGCCGGCGCCACCACCUUGUGCCGUGGUCCGUAG
Spirodela intermedia is the source of this 2951-nucleotide messenger RNA. NCBI's taxonomy places the organism in Eukaryota, Viridiplantae, Streptophyta, Magnoliopsida, Alismatales, Araceae. The record is from the annotation of a GenBank genome assembly.